AUGUCUCAUCCUAUGAUGGCUCCGUCCACAACUCCUACUACAGCCUAUUACAAAGUAGGGGUUGAGAAUCAUCAUCCAGUCAAGAAAGAAAGCUCAUGGUCCAUAUGGAAGAAGAAUAUAUGGAAACAAAUUUCAAAGAAAACUAUCGGGAAUAGGUCCAUCGAGGAGGUUGGAAUGAAUCUCAGCAACUUCUUCUCCAUCACCUAUGUGCAAGCAAAUAACAUCUUUGGAGGGGAAUCUUUACUGUUAUCGGAGGGUGAAAAACAACUCUCUCUUGCUUACAAAAUCAUUUCCUACAUAUUUAUGGCUAUUCUGAUUAUACUCUUUAUUGAAAGAUACAUUCGAGAGUUGGUUUCCAUCGCGAGAAAGAAACCUCUCCAAAUAUGGGUGAAUUGGAUGGAAGCCUUGAUUUUCUUAAUUUAUUUCAUCUUCUCCAUCAUGACCGCCAUUACCCAUAUGGUGUACAUUGUGAGAGAAUAUAAUCAUGAGAGGGAAGAGAGAGAGAAAACUCCAAAUGAAUAUACCAACAGAAUGGCUACCCUUGAACAAUUGUUGAGUAUUGAGAUUAUUGAGGUAUUGAUACAUGUGUACAUUAUUGUCGAUAAGGGAACUCACUUUUUGCAUGCUGGUCAUUCAGUUUCCCUCUUUUUGGAGAAGGCUCAACACAUUCCAAAACAUGCACAUCCAGGACAUGGCCAGGAAAACCAUCAUGACCACCACCAUUACAACAGAAGUUAUAUGAGGGAUGUAAAUCCAUAUGAGGUGUAUACUACCACCACCACUCCUGCUGCUGUGGCUUCUCUUGAAAGCGAUGAAGAAUCUUACGAUGACUAUAUUGGGAAAACGAAAUUUCAAACCAAGAAAAGAAGAUCAACCACUAGUUCUAUUGAAUUGGGUGAAUACAUAACAACCAAUUCCAAUAGGGAUGUGUUAUUGCUUUCCCAACUUCAAGACAAUGCUUUUGAGAGACUACGAGAGGAAGGAUUCAUCAUAAAAAAAAUAUAA
Messenger RNA from Naegleria fowleri, 1005 nucleotides. RefSeq lists its product as uncharacterized. The record is from RefSeq and is a predicted model, not a curated record. The coding region runs from base 1 to 1005 and encodes 334 amino acids. Lineage: Eukaryota; Heterolobosea; Eutetramitea; Acrasida; Naegleriidae. The transcript has 2 exons.